Sardina pilchardus (European sardine) is the source of this 1069-nucleotide messenger RNA. RefSeq names its product peptidylprolyl cis/trans isomerase, NIMA-interacting 1 (gene pin1). NCBI's taxonomy places the organism in Eukaryota, Metazoa, Chordata, Actinopteri, Clupeiformes, Clupeidae. The transcript is spliced from 4 exons. Gene Ontology annotation, molecular function: protein binding; peptidyl-prolyl cis-trans isomerase activity. The record is from RefSeq and is a predicted model, not a curated record. Gene Ontology annotation, cellular component: nucleus; cytosol. Bases 102 to 581 code for a protein of 159 amino acids.
CUGUUGGUGGAGAAAUGCCAUAACAUGAUCCAUGGGAAAGGGUGCAGUUUGCUACGAUAAGGAAGGAAAGCAGACUUGCAUACGCUUAAAAGCAGACAAAAAUGGCAGACGAUGAAAAAUUACCGUCCGGAUGGGAGAAGCGAAUGAGUCGCAGUUCAGGCAGGGUGUACUACUUCAACCACAUCACUAACGCCAGCCAGUGGGAGCGGCCGGUGGGCUCCGGCGGCGACGGGCGAGGGGACCCCGACAAAGUGCGCUGCUCUCACCUGCUGGUGAAACACAACCAGUCGCGGCGACCGUCGUCGUGGCGCGAGGAGAACAUCACCCGGAGCAAGGAAGAUGCCCUGGACCUCAUUCAGAAGUACAUCGAGAAGAUCAAGUCCGGUGACGAGAAGUUUGAGAACCUGGCCUCCCAGUUCAGCGACUGCAGCUCUGCCCGAAAUGGAGGAGAUCUGGGCUUGUUCGGUCGAGGUCAGAUGCAGAAGCCAUUCGAGGACGCCUCGUUCGCGCUGAAAGUGGGGGACAUGAGUGGCCCCGUGUUCACUGACUCUGGAGUUCACAUCAUCCUGCGGACUGGUUGAGGUUGUACUGGCGGGGUGGGAAUUUGGGUGGAGCCCCUCCCCCCCUUGUCCCUCUCCAGGCACAAUCCAACUCCUCUAACCUCUCCACAAAAGGACUGAACACACAUGUGUGCGUGCACACACACACACACACACACACACACACACACACACACACACACACACACACACACACACACACACACACACACACACACACACACACACACACACACACACACACACACACACACACACACACACUCACACACACACACACAUAUAUACAUACAGAUCUACAUUGAAUGAAUGCACUGCAUUGUCCUUCCCCUUUAAAAAAAACAAAAAAAAAACAGGAAGUGUCCAUCUGUCAUGACUGUUUCCAUUGGUGGACCAGGCUACGUGUCCCUCUGCAUCCUUCUUCUUCUUGCCUUACGAGUCCCAAAGCUGAUCUUAGCUCAUGUCAUCGCAUCAAAUCAAAUCAAAUCAAAUAAAAACGUUUUUCCAAA